UCACUUUUUAUACUAACUUAUGACUUAUAUUUUAUUUAUAUAUAAAAAGAUUCUCUUCUUAUAACAAUGUCUUAAUCUGUAUAAUUAAACUUUAUUUUACUUUAAUUAAUUCGGCUUUUUAUUAAAUACUACUAAUUUAUUAGUACAGAAUAUUAUUUUAUUUUAAUUGUGGAUAUAUACUUAAUAUAAAAAAAAUAAUAAUAAUUUGUGUUUUAUUAUAUUUUGUGAUAAUAUAGAAAUAAAAGUGAAAAUUUACGAUGAAGAUAGUUCAUAUUAUUCUUUUAUUUGGAUUCGUAUGGGAAUCUACGUGCGAAGAUGCUAGAGUGGUACAAGUACGUCAAACAAAUCCAGGUGAUAAUGAACCAAAUUUUGUUACACCUGAAUAUAUAUUACCAUGUAGUAGAAGUGAUCCACAGAUUGAAGCAUGCAUUCAAAAGGCAUUUAAUCACUUGAAACCAUACUUGAUCAAAGGUAUUCCGGAACUGGAAUUACCACCCAUUGAACCUCUGGUAAUUCCACAAUUGGGUAUGGAAAAUGGACAAGGUGCUGUUAGAGUCAGAGCAUUGUUUACAAAUAUAACAACUUUAGGGUCAGGAAAUUAUACUGUUAGUAAAGUACGUGCUGAUUUACGUACACUGAGAGUUGAUUUACAACUUAGUAUACCGAAAAUUGAGAUUCAAGGACACUAUGAUGUAAAUGGAAAAGUUCUUUUAUUUCCAAUUCAAAGUCACGGUGACUUCUGGGCUCUUUUUGGUGAUGUUGAGGCAAUCGCAAGAGUUCAAGGAGUUGAAGAAUUGAGAGAUGGAGUUAGAUAUAUGAGAAUAGCUCGUCUUUUAAUUGAUUUUAGUUUAGGUAGCGCACGUUUUCGUGUACAUGAUCGUCUUAUGGGUAAUAAUGUUAUUGGUCAAGCAAUGAAUCAGUUCCUCAAUCAGCAUGCACGAGAAAUCAUUGAAGAAAUGAGACCAGCAGCAAGUUCUAGCAUUGCUGAACACUUUAUGUCAUUUCUAAAUACUGCAUUUACGAAAGUGCCACUUAAGGUUUGGCUUCACGAUACGUAAAUUUUAUUUAAAAAUUUCUUUUUUUUUUUUUAUCUACUUACUGUUUUUCUAUACUUUUUGUUUCUUGUUAUAAAAAUUUUUUUUUUAAUAAUUCAUGUCUAUUAUUCAAGAUUGCGUGAUGAGUGUGAGAAAGCAUUUAUUUCAUUAAAUGGUGAUUAGAAAUGA
Molecule: messenger RNA, 1223 nt
Organism: Microplitis demolitor
Lineage: Eukaryota; Metazoa; Arthropoda; Insecta; Hymenoptera; Braconidae
Product: protein takeout-like
Exons: 4
Coding region: 258-1058 (266 amino acids)
Source: RefSeq, a predicted model, not a curated record